UCGGACGGCAAUCGGUCGCGCCGCCACAGUCGACUGGUGUCAUCAGAGCGGGGUUGUGAGCGGGAUCGCGGGGGGGCACCCAAAGCCUAGCCUGACGCAAAAUUAAGAACUGUGUAAUAAAUAAAGGCAGGAAAAAUGGGAAACCGCGUCGCCCGUGAAGAUUACGAGUGGGUCUACACAGACCAACCGCACGCCGACCGGAGGAAGGAGAUUUUGGCAAAAUACCCCCAGAUAAAAUCCCUGAUGGGCCCUGAUCCAAGGCUGAAAUGGAUUGUCUGCUUGAUGGUGGCAGUCCAGUUUUUGGCUUUCUACUUGGUGAAAGACCUUGACUGGAAGUGGGUCUUGUUCUGGACGUAUGCCUUUGGGAGCUGUGUGAACCACUCCAUGACUCUAGCCAUCCAUGAGAUUUCUCAUAACACAGCCUUUGGUAACAACAAAGCUACAUGGAACCGAUGGUUUGCCAUCUUUGCCAACCUUCCCAUUGGCCUACCCUACUCGGCAUCCUUCAAACGCUACCACCUGGACCACCACCGCUACCUGGGUGGUGAUGGUGUGGACGUGGACAUCCCAACCAAUUUUGAAGGCUGGUUCUUCUGCACUCGUUUCCGCAAAUUUGUAUGGAUCAUCCUUCAGCCGUUGUUCUAUGCCAUACGCCCACUGGUCAUUAACCCCAAACCUAUCACCCAGCUGGAGCUGAUCAAUGUGGCUGUGCAGUUUACCUUCAAUGCCGGCCUCUACUGGCUGUGGGGCAUCAAGCCUGUCGUCUACAUGAUGGCUGGCUCCAUGUUGGGCAUGGGCUUGCACCCCAUCUCUGGACACUUCAUAGCAGAGCACUACAUGUUCCUCAAGGGCCAUGAGACCUACUCCUACUAUGGUUCACUCAACCUGCUCACCUUCAAUGUGGGUUACCACAACGAGCACCACGACUUCCCCAGCAUCCCUGGGUGCAGGCUGCCACUGGUGAAAAAAAUUGCAGCAGAAUACUACGAUGAUCUUCCACAGUACACUUCGUGGGUCAAGGUCCUGUAUGACUUUAUCAUGGACGACGAGCUGAGCCCCUACUCACGUGUGAAGAGAAAGCUAAAGGGAGAGGUCAAGUUGGAGUGAGCCGUCUUCUUGCAGCCUCCACAUUGCGAUCCAAUCCCUGUUCUUAAAGAACCACAAACCUGCCUGGGACCAGCCCCAACCUAAUGACUCAAACACUGUAAACUUUCUUGUGUACUGAUAUGUACAGAAAAAAUGUACGUACCACUGUACUCAUAUGUACAGAGGUGGGUGUAAUUUUUAUUCUGCAUUAGUGCCUGUCUCUAGAUAGAGGUUUCCAGCAUUUCCAUUCCUCAGCUCACAUGGCCAAGAGGUAGUGGUCAUACUUUAGAGCCCAGGUAAAGUGACAAGAAAAAUGGACUUUAAUAGUCCUUAAGAGGGCUUUAAUUUAUUAUUAGUCCUGUCCUUUUUGAAAGGUAGUUAGGCUACAGAACUUUACUAAACACCUUAUUUAUAAAUGGGUUGAAUCCAUAGGGAAAAGGUCAGAUCUAUAUAUAACUACCUGUAACAUCUUUUAAAAGGUUCUGUUAAGUGGGGAUCACAUUAAUUGCUACCACUUUGCUUUGCUUUUUCCUUUUGCUUUUCAGUUGAUGUUUUAUUUUAAAGGGUGGCUGGUAGCUUCACUGCUGCAUCUGAGGUAGCUGAAAUUCAGGCUAGAGCAAAGCUUUUGUUUUACCGAAAUGUCACUGAGUAUAAAAGUUAAGAUCCUUGGUGUGUGUAUCUCUCUAUUGCCUUAGAGUACUCCACCAUCAGUUAAUGUCUUUUUAAACUUAACGUGUGAGAACAGCAGUGGCUCUUUUUCCAUCCAGGCUGUAUAAUGCAGUUGUGAAUGUAUUUCUGUUCAUAUGCUGAAGGGAGGAGGAAUAUGAAGAGAGGAAGAAUAACUUAACAUUUUAAUAUUUUAGAACAAACUGCUCACUGGGGAUAAUCUGAAGUUUCCUUUUUGCUUUUAAAGUGAUCAUCAGUUUGUCAUUUCCUCCAGUAAAAACUGAAUACGGUUAGAAAGUGACUGGUGUUAGCUUCUUAAAUGUCUUGAACAAACCAAAAUAACUUAAUUGGUGUGUGCAGAUCCUGUUCUAUGUAAUGACAUUAGGCAAGUACCCCUCACUGAUACUAAAGACUGAUUUUCACCUGUGUUAACAUGAGGAACUUUUGUUACUGUGAAUGAUUUGUUCUGAAAGGAGGAGUGGGUUGGGUUCAUGCCAUUAGCUGAAUUGCUGUGAUCAGUAUUAUAAGUGUGAGGAACUCGUGUAGAAGAGCAGUUGAGAGGCCCAGCAUUCUGCUGAGUUUUUGGAUCAAAUGCCAGUUCAUAUCUUUCACAGUAUGUAUGCAAUUUCUUCCCUUUUACUACAUUUAUUAAACAAUGCAAUACUUGAAA
This is a messenger RNA of Scleropages formosus (Asian bonytongue), 2422 nucleotides long. It is a transcript of the gene degs1, whose product is annotated as delta(4)-desaturase, sphingolipid 1. Gene Ontology annotation, biological process: ceramide biosynthetic process. Gene Ontology annotation, molecular function: sphingolipid delta-4 desaturase activity. NCBI's taxonomy places the organism in Eukaryota, Metazoa, Chordata, Actinopteri, Osteoglossiformes, Osteoglossidae. The transcript is spliced from 3 exons. Gene Ontology annotation, cellular component: membrane. The coding region runs from base 136 to 1107 and encodes 323 amino acids. The record is from RefSeq and is a predicted model, not a curated record.